AUGGCUGCUACUGGAUCUUUCCGCAUGGUGUCAGAGGAGGAGCAGGCCAUGAGGUCUAAGCUGGAGCGUUUGACAGUGAAGGAUCAUGGGCCGGUGUUUGGGCCAUGCCACAAACUGCCUGGACACACUGUGCAAAAGGCGAAGGAUGAGCUGACUGAGACGGAUGAGAGGCGGGCGUCGUCACUGAAGGAGCUGCGGACCAUGAUGAAGGAGAGAGUGGCGGAGGGAGACGACCUGGCCAAACUGGUGCUGGAGCACUUCGGAGACAAACCAGACUCUCUGAUUCUGCGCUUCCUCAGAGCUCGCAAGUUUGAAGUCGUCAGAGCCCACGAGCUCAUGAAGGGUUACGUGCGCUUCAGGAAGGAGUAUCCCGAGCUGUUUGAGAACCUGACCCCGGAGGCCGUCCGCAGCACCAUCGAGGCGGGUUACCCUGUGGUUCUGCCCAGCAGGGACAAGCACGGUCACGUAGUGCUGCUCUUCAACAUCGAGAACUGGGACCUGGAGGAGAUCACAUUCGACGAGAUCUUGAGAGCAUACUGUGUGAUCCUGGAGAAGUUGCUGGAGAAUGAAGAAACCCAGAUCAACGGCUUCGUCUUGAUUGAGAAUUUCAAGGGCUUCACCAUGCAGCACGCCUCGGGAAUAAAGCCAGCUGAGCUCAAGAAGAUGGUGGACAUGCUGCAGGACUCUUUCCCAGCCCGUUUCAAGGCGGUCCACGUCACCCACCAGCCCUGGUAUUUCACCACCACAUACAACGUGGUGAAACCCUUUAUGAAGAGCAAGCUGCUGGAGAGGGUCUUUGUCCACGGCGACGAGCUCACCAACUACUUCAAAGAAUUCGAUGCAGACAUCCUGCCGGCAGAUUUUGAUGGGAAAGCCCCUGUUGCAGACUGCCAGGCCAUCGCCACCAAGCUUUUUGGAUCUGAAGACACCGCUCUCUGAAAGUAUAGCUAUUUAAAACCCAAGUGUUAUAGUGUCCUUCACCCUAGAUGCUUCGUUGGUGAUCAGAUUUGGUCUAUUUUGAAGCUAGGUUGACAUUUUGUGUUAUUAUUCAGGCAGUUGCUACGAGCAAAAAAGAAGUAUCUAGAGUUAGGAGCAGAGGGAAGGUGGAAAAUGAUUAAAUAUAUGGUGAUAUGAAAAUGGGAAAGAAAAAGGAUGUUUAGAUGUUGCAGAUAGAAGAAUUGGUGCUUAAUGUUUGUUACUUCACAGCACUGACAUUCAUUGUUACCUUACAAGUAGAGGGAAAAUGAGAGUUGAUAAUGUGAGUCAGUUUGGUUUAGAGUUCCUCGCCUUAAAGUAUAAUUUCACAUCACACAGAGCAGCCUUUUGAUUCAGUUGAUUCAGUUGAAUGAGAACAGAGGUGUUUCAGUCUCAGGGGUUUAGAAAGAUUUGAAGAGGGUAAAACUGAUUAUGGAUGUGCCUGCAUUUGAUUAUUGUUUUAGGAGCGAGAGCCUCCUGAUGCAGUGCCAUGGAAACAGUUAUUUGUCUCAACAGCCUUGUUUAAAAUGAGACUCAAUGCCUGAUGUACCACAAAAACAUUCUGCAAUUUGCACUGGAUUAGGACAUUUUCAAUUAAAUUGUUUUGUGUGUG
Messenger RNA from Anoplopoma fimbria (sablefish), 1588 nucleotides. It is a transcript of the gene rlbp1a, whose product is annotated as retinaldehyde binding protein 1a. Lineage: Eukaryota; Metazoa; Chordata; Actinopteri; Perciformes; Anoplopomatidae. The coding region runs from base 1 to 939 and encodes 312 amino acids. Gene Ontology annotation, cellular component: membrane. The transcript is spliced from 7 exons. The record is from RefSeq and is a predicted model, not a curated record. Gene Ontology annotation, molecular function: phosphatidylinositol bisphosphate binding.